Olea europaea var. sylvestris is the source of this 1511-nucleotide messenger RNA. Its product is annotated as E3 ubiquitin protein ligase RIE1-like. The transcript is spliced from 5 exons. Bases 182 to 1237 code for a protein of 351 amino acids. The record is from RefSeq and is a predicted model, not a curated record. Lineage: Eukaryota; Viridiplantae; Streptophyta; Magnoliopsida; Lamiales; Oleaceae.
AAACUUAAUCCCAAAUUCAAUGCGGACUGCAUCUUCCCUUUCUCCGCCCUCAGAAGUCGCCACGCCAUCUCUUCCCCUCUCCACGCCCACGCCACCUAAAUCCGCUCAGCCCACUUCUCUAUCCUUGCCAGACUCACUGUUCAGCUCCAUUCCUGAACUCCACAACCAAAAUUAGGGCAAAAUGUCGUCGGAGCCGUCUACACCGACCAACUUCUCCUCCAUGGCCCCACUCCUCCGCCGCCGUCAGUCGGACCCCUCCCGUCCCUCCCCUCUGUCUAUCCUCCUUUCACGCAUCGUCUCCUCCCAGCGCCGCGGCGGCGCUUCAGUGCUGGUACGUGAGACCGCUGCUCGUGAGCUCGAUGAGCGCCGCGCCGACUGGGGAUACUCCAAGCCUGUCGUUGCACUCGACAUUAUGUGGAACUUGUCCUUCGUGAUUGCGUCGAUUGUGAUGUUGAUUUGCACGGCUGAUGAGAACCCUACUGUGCCCAUUAGGGUUUGGGUCUGUGGAUAUGCGCUACAAUGUCUUGUCCAUGUGAUCCUCGUUUGGAUAGAGUAUAAGAAGCGGAAUCCGAGACCUAGGAGAAAUGGGAACAGGGGGACAGUGGAGGAUAAUGAUUUUGAGAAUGAGGAGUACGAGAGCAUCGGGAUUUCUAAUAGCUACAGUAUUUCAAAACGUUGUGAAUCGGCGAACACAAUGGUGUCGUUUCUCUGGUGGAUAGUUGGCUUUUACUGGGUUGUCUCUGGUGGUGAAAUUCUUUUAAGAAGUGCACCGCGUCUGUACUGGUUGAGCGUGGUAUUUUUGGCAUUCGACGUGUUCUUUGCCGUAUUUUGUUUCGUUUUAGCAUGUCUGAUAGGAAUAGCUCUCUGUUGCUGCUUACCUUGUAUUAUCGCGAUUCUUUAUGCCAUUGCAGGCCAGGAAGGUGCAUCAGAGGCGGAUUUGAGCAUCCUCCCUAAGUAUAGAUUUCAGAUCUCCAAGGAUGAGGACAAGCAAGGCAUUGGAUGUGGCAGAAUGGUUCCUAUUGAAACAAAUAAUGGGUCCAUGGCAGAAGAGCGAAUUCUUCUCCCUGAAGAUGCAGAAUGCUGUAUAUGUCUCUCUGCAUAUGAGGAUGCUGCCGAUCUCCAUGCUCUUCCUUGCAAUCAUCACUUUCACUCAACAUGUAUUGUGAAAUGGCUUAAGAUGAACGCAACAUGUCCUCUCUGCAAAUAUAACAUCCUCAAGGGGAACGACCGAGUUUAAAUGAAGAGAAGAAAACCCGCUGGAGGCACGGUGAAUCGAGGCUGGAAAUGUACGUUGUACUGCAUAUUUGUGGAAAUAAGAUGGGUUAACUUAUUUGUACAUUUUUUCCUGUUAUGAGUUGGAAGUUCUCCAGCCUUGUAAAUCUUUUUGUUUCAUUUGUUUAUAGUUGGUUCUUGCUUGUACUUUUUGAAAAGGUUAGCCAGCUAGAUGUACAAUGGAGAAUUUAAGAACCAGGAAUUGCAUAAGUUCUGCAUAUUGCUUUGUACCUUUUCUA